UUGCAUGUCUUGAAGUCGUUUACACAUGGACAGACCUGAAUUUGUUCGGACGUUUGGACAAGUUUGGACGUUUUGUCGGGGACUCCUCGCAAAUGUGGCAUAAAUUUAGCCAGCACAUGGCACCCCACACUCUGUAAGACAAGCCCAUUGUGUCCCAGAAUGCACUGCUGACGGCUCCCAGCAUUCCAUCGCCCCGCAUUCACCCGGUCUGCCUUCAACCCAGAGCACUAUGGAUUUCCUUCUGAACAUGUCAGGACUCAACAGCAGUCUUUGCAGCAACACCUCGGAGAACAACAGCACGCUCGACUCUCCCCGAUACCUGGAGGAGAUCAUGUUCCACUUUCUGGGGCCGCGGAGGUCGCCGUGCUUCCUGCCCGUAGCCCUCACCUACCUGCUAAUCUUCAUCGUGGGCGUCGGGGGCAACCUGCUCACCUGCACGGUGAUCGCCAAGCACCGCAAGAUGCGCACGCCCACCAACAUGUACCUGUUCAGCCUGGCGGUGUCGGACCUGCUGGUGCUGGUCAUCGGCAUGCCGCUGGAGACGUACGAGCUGUGGCAGAACUACCCGUUCGCCUUUGGCGAGGGCGGCUGCCUCUUCCGCGUGUUCCUCUUCGAGACGGUCUGCUUCGCCUCGGUGCUCAACGUGACGGCGCUGAGCGUGGAGCGCUACGUGGCGGUGGUGCACCCGCUGCGGACCCGCUACGCCGUCACCACGCGCCACGUGCUGCGGGUCAUCGCGGUGGUGUGGCUGGCCGCCCUGCUCUGCGCCCUGCCCAACACCCUGCUGCACGGCAUCGCCUACGUGGAGUGGCGCGGCACGCCCAUCCCGCAGUCGGCCACCUGCCAGAUGGUCAAGCCCCUCUGGAUCUACAACCUGGUCAUCCAGGUGACCACCAUCUCCUUCUACUUCAUCCCCAUGACGGUGAUCAGCGUGCUGUACAUGGUGAUCGGCGUGCGGCUCGGCCAGGAGCAGAGGUCGCGGGGGAGCGGCGGCGGCGGUGAGUCGGGGAAGAGUGGCGACUCCGAUGUCACCUGGACCAUCCACGUGGAGGGAGGGAGGAGGCGGCAGGUCACUAAGAUGCUCUCUGUGGUGGUGGUGGUGUUUGCCAUCUGCUGGGCCCCCUUCCACAUCGACCGGCUUCUGUGGAGCUUCACCACGCACUGGACGGACUACAUGCACGGCCUCUACGAGUACGUGCACAUCCUGUCGGGCGUGCUCUUCUACCUGAGCUCGGCCGUCAACCCCAUCAUCUACAACAUGCUCUCCAGCCGCUUCCGCGAGCGUUUCCGCGAGCUCGUCUGCCACCAGGGCCGCAGCGCGUCGUCUGCCGCCUCGCACAACUCGCCGCCCUUCUCCAAGGUCCUCAAGAGCGCGUCCUGCUCCACGCACGUGUCCAGCAGCGGACGCCGGUGCCGAGCCCGCGACACGGCCUCCACCAGCGGCUGGGAGCACGAGGACGAGACCACCUUCAUGUGACGGACAUGUGACUGUGGAGACCACCUUCAUGUGAAAGACUCCUGACUGGAGACCACCUUCAUGUGAAGGACAUGUGACUGUGGAGACCACCUUCAUGUGAAGGACUGACUGUGGAGAACGCGCUCAUGUGAAGGACUCUUGACUGUGGAAACAUGCUCAUGUGAAGGACAUGUGACCGUGGAAACCACCUUCAUGUGAAAGACUCCUGACUGGAGACCACCUUCAUGUGAAGGACUCCUGACCGUGGAAACCACCUUCAUGUGAAAGACUCCUGAUUGGAGAUCACCUUCAUGUGAAGGACAGUCCUGACU
Sardina pilchardus (European sardine) is the source of this 1788-nucleotide messenger RNA. It is a transcript of the gene nmur3, whose product is annotated as neuromedin U receptor 3. The record is from RefSeq and is a predicted model, not a curated record. The transcript is spliced from 3 exons. Gene Ontology annotation, molecular function: neuromedin U receptor activity. Gene Ontology annotation, biological process: neuropeptide signaling pathway. Gene Ontology annotation, cellular component: plasma membrane. The coding region runs from base 230 to 1477 and encodes 415 amino acids. NCBI's taxonomy places the organism in Eukaryota, Metazoa, Chordata, Actinopteri, Clupeiformes, Clupeidae.